CAGUAUUGAAAAUUAAAUAAUACUUUGAGAAACAUAUUAUCAACGCUUUGAACACAACAAACAUAAAACACUGAAAUACAUAACAAUAUCUUUAAAUUAUAUAAUAAAAUCGAUAAAUACUACAAAUAAUUAUAUUUAUUGUCAUUGACUUAACUCUCAUUUAUUAUUGAUUUCAAUUGAAAUUUUUGUUAUAUUUUUAUUUGAUUUUAAAUAAUCCAAACAUCACUUGAGUUUGCAAUCAUUUCGUUUGAUUUAAUCGAUUGAUUAUUGAAUUGAAUCCAAUCGUUGAAAUCAGUCGCCAACCAACUUACCGAUUACCCGAAUAGCAUAAACAAUGGCCACAUUCACGCAAAUGAGAGACGAACUCAAGACAUGUCCGUACAAUCCGCUACACAGAGUGGCCGCUCGUCGGCUACAACAGCAUAUUGUCAAGUGUUCAAAGAACCCGGCGAACCCACAACUGGUCGACUGUCCGUUCAAUGCUUUACACAAAAUACCACCGAAAGAGAUACAACAGCAUAUGCUUCAGUGCAAAGAUAGUCGACAAGUGCUCCGAGAGUUUGAGGAGACCCGCACUUAUCGUCAAUCAGCAGCUAAUCGGCCAAUAGUUAACAGAACUGAAGUGUUUAAUUCUGAAGACAAUUGGGAACACGACUCCGAUAGUCGUCCAAAAGCCUAUGUAAUUCCCGGUCUGAUGACCGACGAAGAGAAGAAAAAAGACGGCAAUUUUGAUGUCAAUGACAAAAGUGAUGACAAGAAAGGAGAAGACAAGAAGCCGUAUGCCAUGAAAAGCAAUAUUGAGAUCCAAAGCAUGAAACCCGCCGAACGCAGGAAGUACUACAAAGAGAUGUGCGAAAUGACUAAAUUGAAUCAAAUGGCAGAUAAAACUGAGCAGACUUUUAGCGACAGUAAAUCAUAUGUCACUUCUUCAUUGGCAUCGGCAUCAAGUGUGCAAAGUGUGGCCAACACUGAAGUCAAGGUCGAAGAUGAUGAUGACGACGACGACACCACAAUUGUCCGAAAGCCAAAUGUCAAUCCAUUUCAACCAAGAGUUCGUGGAAUUGGUCGCGGAGUGCAUCCCGUUCUCAACAAAAACAUCGCAUCAGUUGGCAUGUCCUCAGCAGACUCUAACAAACGCAGUCACGGCUAUGAAGAUAGACCACAAUCAAGCAAACGUAUGUCACCGGAUAUCCCCUUUUAAGGAUCAGUUGGAUCACUGAUACGUUUACGCAAAUAAUCAUUUUGAUUUUUAUUUACUCUUUUUUUAAAUUAUACAUCAAAUAUACAUUGAUUUUUAAUUUACUUUUUUAUUUUUUAAAUAUCAUUAUGAAAUUAUUAUCCAUAUUUGAGUAAAUUUACAUGAAUUGUUUAUUUUUAAUAUACACAUUGCGAUACUUUUAGAAACUCCUUAUUAAUUUUAAUUGAUCCGAUUUAUUGCAUUAAAAUUAAUUACAUAAUAGAUUCAUUAAAUAGUUUUAUGUACCGGUAUUAAAAUAAAAUUAUUGAUCUUUUAAUUACCGGUAAUGUUUUUUUGUUGAAUAAAAUAUAUUAAAUUGCCGUAAAUGAACUAUAAAUGUGUUACAAUUAUUACUAUUAGAAAUUACAAUACCCCUACCGGUAAUUUUUUAAUUACCGCUACUUUUAUGCUGUAAUGGCUCAUAUUUUACCUUAUUUUUAAUUUGGUAAUAUUGCGGUACU
Molecule: messenger RNA, 1698 nt
Organism: Oppia nitens
Lineage: Eukaryota; Metazoa; Arthropoda; Arachnida; Sarcoptiformes; Oppiidae
Exons: 4
Coding region: 335-1201 (288 amino acids)
Source: RefSeq, a predicted model, not a curated record